Messenger RNA from Lineus longissimus, 1499 nucleotides. Its product is annotated as cytochrome c oxidase assembly protein COX11, mitochondrial-like. Bases 60 to 929 code for a protein of 289 amino acids. Gene Ontology annotation, molecular function: copper ion binding. Gene Ontology annotation, cellular component: mitochondrial inner membrane. The record is from RefSeq and is a predicted model, not a curated record. The transcript has 6 exons. NCBI's taxonomy places the organism in Eukaryota, Metazoa, Nemertea, Pilidiophora, Heteronemertea, Lineidae.
GAUGGCUGCGCCCACAAAACGAAGAAGUUGUAAUAUUUUCCUUUAAAAGAAUUUACAAGAUGGCCUAUUUCCAAAGAGGACAGUCCUUCCUCGUCACAUCCUUCAGAACAAUGAAUGGAUUGAUAGGACGGUCGGCGUCGAGUGCGGUAGUCCGAACUCUCAGCACGAAAUGUAUAUCAUCGCCUCUGGCAAGGAGAAACAAUCUAAUACUGAACAGCAAGUCAAUUUGUAAGAGUUGCUGGAGCAACUUUGCAAGAUGUAGGGACACUCAAUCUGCACUCAACCCUAACCUACCGUGUCAAGUCAUUGUCAGAAAUAUCUCAUCAGGGAGGGGUGACUCAAGGAAAAGUAACAGAACAGCUGUACUGUACAUCUGUGCUAUUGGGAUCGGCAUGGUGGGAAUGGCGUAUGCUGGUGUGCCUCUCUAUCGGAUAUUUUGUCAGGCAUCUGGAUUGGGAGGCCAACCAGUUCGAGGACACGAUAUUUCAAAAGUUAGUGAUAUGGCGAAAGUUGAAGACAGAGUGAUACGAGUACAAUUCAAUGCUGACACGGCCUCAAGUAUGCAAUGGAACUUCCGACCACAGCAAGCAGAAGUGCGGGUUGCUCCAGGAGAGACUGCUCUUGCCUUCUAUACCGCUAAAAACCCGACAGAUAAACCAAUAACGGGGAUAUCUACAUACAAUGUAGUGCCGUUCGAAGCCGGCCAAUAUUUCAACAAAAUUCAGUGUUUCUGCUUCGAGGAACAGAGGUUAAAUCCUCAUGAACAGGUUGAUAUGCCCGUUUUCUUCUACAUUGAUCCAGAGUUUGCGGAGGAUCCAAAAGUGGAAGGUGUCGAUCGAAUAAUUCUUUCAUACACAUUUUUCGAAGCAAAGGAAGGUUUUGAGGUGCCGGUACCACCAUAUCUUCAACACUGGAGACAAACUGCUUGAUUGUGUGAUAUUUUAGAAAUACAUAUCUAUGUAGGAGUUCCCUUCUGUUUUCGGUGUAGACCAGCACUGAAUCAAAAACAAUGUUGAAUAAUGUUAGUGGCGUCUGCUUUUAGGUGAAGAAGCAGGCUAAUAAGCCUGCCAGCACUACCGUAAAAAGUUCUGAAGGUUAUAAUGACUUUCUCUCAUUGGAAUCGGGAUAAGAACUCAAGCAGACAUGGGGGAAGGAUUUUAUUUGGACUGUGAAUAGUAUUACUAUACUCAUCAAAGCGCAAAUUCAACUCAAGGUUGUAAAUUCUGUAUGUACCUAUUUUUAAUCUUGUCAUGAGGGUGGAAAUUUAGUCUGUAUGCUAAUUCACAGGCCCAUUGAUGCAAACAAAAAUAACCUUAUCAAGUAGGCCAUGAAUUUCUCACUUAAUCACUUGCAUCUAAAAUAGUGAGCUGGCCUUAUGUUUUGCUGACAUACUGACUAAAUACCUGUAUCCUUCCUCAUGUUCAUGAUAUGUUUGUGUCAAUAUCAUAAUGAUGAUGUAAAAGAUGUGAUGCCACUCUGAGUGAUAAAUUAUAUUUUAU